AUGUGGGCGAUUUCAUACUGUCACAAAUUUCAAGCAAUGUUUCGUGCAGUGAUAACAGCGUUAUAUGAUACGGAAGUGGAAGUGCACUACAUUGAUUGUGGCAAUUGUGAGACCGUUGAGUACAGUGAUCUUCGUUCCAUGGACAGGCUGGUAUCGGCGGCGCACGCCUUGUUCUUCAUGCAGUUCCCUUCUGAUGACUGUGAUGUACAUUUCCUGGCGAAGAUGUAA
Gongylonema pulchrum is the source of this 228-nucleotide messenger RNA. The record is from the annotation of a GenBank genome assembly. NCBI's taxonomy places the organism in Eukaryota, Metazoa, Nematoda, Chromadorea, Rhabditida, Gongylonematidae.